This is a messenger RNA of Salvia hispanica, 1551 nucleotides long. RefSeq names its product eukaryotic translation initiation factor 4B3-like. Lineage: Eukaryota; Viridiplantae; Streptophyta; Magnoliopsida; Lamiales; Lamiaceae. The record is from RefSeq and is a predicted model, not a curated record. Gene Ontology annotation, molecular function: mRNA binding; translation initiation factor activity.
ACCUAUCGCCACACACACUAACGCACCUAUCAAAACACACAGAAAUAAACCGUAGAGAGAAAUUGAGAAGCAGCAAUCAUGGCGGCGACGGUGAAGACGGCGUGGGCGAAACCAGGCGCGUGGGCCCUGGACGCGGAGGAGAACGAGACGGAGCUCCUCCAGCAACAGAAGGAAGAUACGGCGGCAGCGGCGACCAAUGGCCACUCCGAGACGGCGGAAUUCCCGUCUCUGGCGGCGGCAAAGACUAAGAAGAAGAAGAAGCAGGUUCUCUCGCUCCAGGAAUUCACGACCUACAGCGCGGCUAAGCCGGCGGCGUUCCAGGCGAAGGGAUUGACGACCGACGAGCUGAUGGCUCUCCCAACCGGUCCGCGUGAGCGAACGGCGGAGGAGCUCGAUCGGAACAAGCUAGGAGGGGGAUUCAGAUCCUAUGGCGGCGGGAUGAGGGAUGAGCAGCCCCGGCGCCAGGGGAGUUUCAAUCGAGAGUCGAAUCAUGAAUUGGCGCCGUCUAGGGCUGAUGAGACUGAUAAUUGGGCGACGGGGAAGAGGUCUCCUGCUAGUAGUGGGUUUGAGAGGAGGGAUAGAGGGGAAAGAGGGGGUUUCUUCGCCGAUUCGCAAUCGCGAGCGGACGAGGUUGAUAAUUGGGCGUCGAAUAAGAGUUUUGCCCCUUCUGAGCCUAGGAGGUAUGAGCGAAGGGGAAGCUUUGGAUUGGAAUCAAGCAACGGCGGCGCGGAUUCAGGAAGUUGGGUGAAGAGAAGAGGAGAGGAAGGGACUAGGAUGGUUGGUGGUGCGUUCGAUAGUUUGAGGGAGAGGAGAGGGGGUCCGGAAGGGGCGGAUUCAGAGAGCUGGGGUAGAAGACGAGAGGAUAUGAGUGCUGGUAGUAGGCCUAGAUUGAAUUUACAGCCUAGAACACUGCCAGUGAUUGAGAUUGCUGCUCCAGAGAAGCUUAAGGCUGAGAUUGCUGUCACCGUGAGGCCAAAAGGGAGCAAUCCAUUUGGUGAGGCGAGGCCGAGAGAGGAGGUGUUGAAGGAGAAGGGCCAAGAUUGGAAGGAGAUUGACGAAAAGCUCGAGUCUACCAAGAUUAAGGAGGUGGUUUCUGAUGGACUGGAUCCUCCUAGGAAGAACUUUUGGAGUGGGAGAGAGAGGCGACAGGAAGAGAAGACUGAGAGGGCUUGGAGAAAGCCAGAAUCUGCUGAUUUCUACCCCCAGAGUACUGAUGAGUCUGCCAACGGGCAUCCUGAGAAAUCCGAAAAUGGACACGUUGAAGAGGCUGAAGGGGGAGAGGCACAGGCCUGACGCUAAGGGAGUGUGAGCUUUGAGAAAACAAAAGAGAAUAGGAGUAUUGAUGUUGCUUAAAAAUGCAUCUACCGAGCUGAUAGAUUUUUGUUUCAUAUUUAUUUUUUUUCUUCUGUUUUGCAUCGCACAAUAUAUAGCAAAAUUUUUGGGAGAGAAUUAUGGCGUGGAAUUUUGUUAUAGCCUCUCUGGCUAGUUUGCACUUGUCGACCAUGGACUUUUUAUUUAUUUGUGUGGGAAAUACAAUUGUUCGUUCUGCCA